CGCCGCACUGGGCCAUGUCGGCACGGACCGCCGGCUACGUGAUCGGGCUGGGCCUGUGCGACACCUUCUCGUCUCUGUCCGUGAAACUGGUGCUGGGGCAGGAGAAGGCCGGCGUGACGGCGGCGCUCAUGACUCUGGUCAUCCCGUUCACCAUCCUGCUGGACGCCGUGUUCCAGUCGCACGUGCCGAACCUGCUGGAGGCGGCGGGAGUCGCGCUGGUCCUGCUCGGCACGGCCGCGGUGGGCGCGCGGACAUGGUGGAAACAUCGGCAGGACAGCCGCAGGACAUGGCUCCUAGAGAGGAUGAACUUUCUAACAAGUCAGCCUGACGAUGUUAAACAGACAGCAGGGUUAUAACCCAUGUAAUACGUGCAGCAUUGUCACAUGUAAUACAUGCAGCAUUGUCACAUGUAAUACAUGUAGCAUUGUCACAUGUAAUACAUGUAGCAUUGUCACAUGUAAUACAUGUACCCAGUUUAUAAACCAUGUAACACAUGUGGCAAGAUUAUAAAGCAUGUAAUACACGUGCCUUUGUGCCUGUAGCAGGCAAGUUAUGAAACAUGUAACACAGUGUAGCAUGUAACAUGUAACACAUCCAACAUGUAACGCAUGUACGAGUAGCAUGUUAUAAAUCAUGUAAUACAUGUUGCAGGAUUGCUUAACUUGUAAUACAUGUAGCAGCAUUAUAAUCCAUGUAACACAUGUAGCAGGCUUAUUUAAGAUGUAACGCAUGUAGCAGGUUUAUUAAACAUGCAACACACGUAUCAGGAUUAUAAAACAUAUAAUAUAUUAUCAAACAUGUGGUAUAUGUGGCAGAAUAAGAAAGCAUGUAACAUGUAGUAGGAUCAUAAAACAACAGAUAUGCUGGAACACCGUGUACAGUAGGUGUCUUUUUGUCUUGCCGCACAGACGCCAUUUAUUUAUUUAUCAGAAAUCCCCAGAAUUAAACCUGAGAUGUCCCGGAGGUUCGGACACUAGAAUACAUAAUGUAAACAAGAGUUCCACGAUCUCAUACCUUCGCCAAAUAAUGUUA
Molecule: messenger RNA, 1032 nt
Organism: Branchiostoma belcheri (Belcher's lancelet)
Lineage: Eukaryota; Metazoa; Chordata; Leptocardii; Amphioxiformes; Branchiostomatidae
Exons: 2
Coding region: 15-356 (113 amino acids)
Source: RefSeq, a predicted model, not a curated record